AUGAGAGCGUAUUAUUAUGACAAUGAAAAUUAUGAUCCCCGCGAAAGGCACGAGUUAAUCCCUUUCUCGGCAGUUAGUCCUGAGGAACUGGCAAAAUUAGGUGUCAUUUAUGGGCAUUAUGAUCAUGUUUCAGAUAUAGACAAAGUUGCCAGAGAACGACAAUAUAAAAAUAGUGACGAACUUAUUUGUUCUAGGGAAGGUCUCGGUGACCUAUAUGAAAGCAAAUUGAAAACUUUCUUUGAAGAACAUCUUCACGAAGACGAAGAAAUUCGUUAUGUCAUAGCGGGUUCCGGUUACUUUGAUGUUCGUGGGGAUCUCCUGAUCUUGCCGGCUGGUAUUUACCACCGUUUUACUCUUGACGUUAAUGAUUAUAUUAAAGUUAAAAAUGAGCCAAAAUGGAUUCCAAUUAAUCGUCCCGCUGAUGAUAAUCCACAUCGUUUAGAAUAUUUGAAAUCUCUUAAUAUGGUAGCGGAAGUUUGA
This is a messenger RNA of Diversispora eburnea, 480 nucleotides long. The record is from the annotation of a GenBank genome assembly. NCBI's taxonomy places the organism in Eukaryota, Fungi, Glomeromycota, Glomeromycetes, Diversisporales, Diversisporaceae.